GGUUAGAAAAUUAUUCAUAUCUUGAUGAAAACAAAUUUACCCGAAUCGAUAUGAAAUUGAAUAAUUGGGGACUGGGGAGUCAUUUUUCCAUUUAGUCAAAUAAUGUCCGCCCAGGAGAGAUGAACUGAUAUAAUUGGCAGGAAACGAGUGCCAUCUGAAAUGGGCAUGACCGGAUACAUUUUUAUUUUUUUCGGUUUUAGCUCAGUUUUUAGUCAAGAGGAGGACUUGCAGCUUAUUGCAAAAAGUCGUUCUUCAUCUCUAAGAAGAUAUGACCUGUUCUCCAGCUCUGUAAUUUUUCAUGCAACCAUCCCCGAGGAUACUGGGUUUGCUUCAUUUGCAUUUGUUGGUUCUGAAGAGGAUCUAUCAAUAUUUGGUUGUAGCAUCAGAGAUAUUUCUCUGUAUCUAAAAUAUGGCUCCCUGCCCGUCAUCAAUCCAGAUGGCGCCCCCUUCCCCUCAGAAGUUAAAAAUAUAUCUAGACCCGAAAACUACAAUCUGGAAUUUAAGAGCAAUAACAGUCAGGUCUACAUCAACAUGACGUCACCGGAACCUGGAGUUUAUUAUGCGGCCAUGUUUCUGGCCUACGAGGACCCCAGAUACAAAAAAAUAUCUCAGCAAGGUCUCACUCAGUCUUGUCGCGCAUACGUAGAUGCCACGGUCUACACUGUACGAAUAGAAAGCAUAACGAUCUCAGACAAUGAGUUAAUAGAAGUUAUCAGUAACACUAACCAAAGUAGAUACUUUAAAUAUUUUGUUCCCGAUGGCGUCGAUCACACCAUCAUCUACAUAGAAAAUAUGAAACUCUCAUCAAAAAUAAGAGAAGUAACUUUGCGGGUGCAGGCGGGACGGCCACCCUCGAAACACUCAUACAUUUUUAAACAAAAUCUCGAUAUAAAACGAUCGACUUAUCAAACUGCUUUUAAAACAGACCCGGGUGUGUGGCAUUAUAUUUUAUUCACGUUUUAUUUGAAUAGUGCCGAUACUGAUGUAUCUCAGCUAAAAUUUAGAUUGAAAUUAUUUUCCAAUAAACUACCUGCUUCAGAAUCGUUUGUAUCGCAAUCCAUGGCCAAUAUCACUUUGUAUAAUAUGUCUGUUAUAUACAAGCAUUAUCAGAGCAAUAGAAUAACAGAUAUUCAGCCUUAUAAAGAGUUUACUUUGGCAAGAGAAGAAAUGGCCGAAAGCUUUGGAUUUACUUACAAACUUCAAGCUGAAAUGACCACAAACAUGUUUGUACCGAUUAAUGUAACCGGCGAAGAAUUUACUGCUCUUAAAUUUAUUUUACAUAGAGGCACUGAUGUAGGGGGUACUUUGCAAUAUAUUAUAGCAUUUAAACCACGCGUAUCCAGAAACAACGGGUUUAUUCACUUAACUAAAGAACCGGAGCACCAUGUAGUAAUUGGCUGCAUCCAAAGAAACACUAUAGCAGUACCCACUUGGCCAAAUACAUGCGUUUCUAAUCAAGAAUCAACGUUGGCCCCACUGAUUUUAAACAGCACAGUAACAAACAAUACUGUUUUAAUCCCGUAUCCAGAAAACGGAGUGUGGUACGCCUCAUUUAAACUAUUUUGUGGCAAAUGCGAGCCGUGCGUUUGUCCGGAUUCUUGCGAUCGAGAGUUUGAAAAUUGCGUGAUAGAUUGCGAGUUGAACGGUAAAAAUGAUGAAUACGACGGCUGCUUUAAAAAUUGCAGCAGUGCGGUGAUUGGCAGCAGUGAAUGCGCCUCUUGUGAUUGCGACGGGCCCUGUAAGAAGAAAAACUCUACCGAUGCUUGCAAGUCCGCCGUGGUCUUUGACAUCAGUUCGAGACCAUGUUAUUUUGGUGAAUGUGGCAAACAUGGUACUUGUGGCCUAUUUAUUGCCGAGGGCGUGGCAUAUUCUUCGUGUUUGUGUCAUGAUAGUUAUAGGGGUUACGACUGCUCAGACGGAACUCUUGCAACACCCUAUUACAUGGUAGUAAUAGAAUUCGUCCUCCUAAUCUGUACCAGCAUUCCCUUUAUUGUUGUCGCCUACAUCGCUUACAGACGCAACUACUACAUAGAAGCCAUAUCCUAUAGCUGCGUCUUUUUGGCAUCCUCUUUUUACCACGCAUGCGAUGCCGGAGAGAAUAUUAUAAGCUACUGUUUAUUUCCUUUGGCAGCCUUACAGUUCGCGGACUUCUUUUCUGCGUUGUUAAGCAUUUGGGUAACGUUAUUAGCCAUGGCCAAUUUAUCACCGUUAUAUUUGUCAAUUUUACAAAUGGUAGGUUCGAUCGUGAUCGCUUUUUCAGUAACACUUAAUCGCUAUGCUUUAUGGAUAUUUGCCAUACCUUCUACGGUAGGUGUAGUCACCAUACUAGUCAGCUGGUAUUUUAAAUUUAGACAUUAUCGAAUAAAUUUCGUCGAUAAGCAGUAUUUAUAUAUAAUGCUACCGACUGGUUUAACUAUAGCUUCGCUCGGAUUAAUCAUUUUUGCGCUAUUACAAACACAAAACAAUUAUAAAUAUUUGCAUUCUAUGUGGCACUGCAUGAUGGCGCUUAGUGUAGUAGUUUUACUGCCGACUAAGAAAACGUUUCAUAAAGUAAUAGAGAACGGUAAUCCGCUUCACACAAGUAAUUUAAUUGAUGCGAAUGAAGUGAGAGUUGAAGUGCCGAUAAGGGGUGGUGCGGCUGGGGGUGGCGAUCUUUCAGCAGGGUGACAGUUGAUGUAGCUUUUAAGUUGUGGUUUUGGUAGGCCCGAUGAGACCACUGUAGGAACCACAGUGUAAAUAAGGUUUUAUAUAUUUCGUAUAAAUCAAUUUAUGAACAUUUAAGAAAAGUUAUCUUAUUAUAAUAUAAACAUUCCUUGAAAAUAUACUAAUAUUCAACCCAUUCGAUACGGUUCGUAUCUGGACAGUUUUAUUCGUAGGGACUGAGAUUUCUACCAUAUUCGGCGUAGGCUUGUAAUGCUUGGUUUGCGUAUGGUUCGGUUAAAUGCGGAUGCCUGACGUCGGACAUAGCUGUGGCAUAAGAAAAUUAUCUAGACUUUAUGGAAUAAUAAUAGCAAGAAAGAACUUUAAAAGUAGCCUAUGUGUUUUAUAUUUUAAAACAAGAGACUACGUAUAAUUCAACGUUGCAUUCUUGACACAUACAGCGUGUCCGGAGAGUCAACCAUAAUACUGAAGGGGCUGAUGGAGACACUCAGAAAAACAUAAAAUGACCUUAGUUAAAAAUCGACGAUUUUUAUUUAGUUUUUUAUUAUUAUUAUAUCUUAUUAUAUUUAUAUAAAUAUCAUAAAAAACAAAAAAAGCAGUAUUACAGAGUAAAAAUAGAAAGCAAAGAAUUAUAAAAAAUUGGCUAGCUUAACUAUACUCCAGGAGGAACCAAUAGGAACUAUACUCAAUAGACCGAAAAAUACCCCCCUGGAAAGACAACACAUAAUAAAAAUACUAAAAGACAACAUAUCACAAGAACAUGAACAACAUUUUGCACGAAAUAAAUGGCACUCGAAAAUCAAAUACACAAAUCGUAAAUAUAUUACUAUAGUUAGAAAAGUUUAUAAAGAACCGGUGACAUCAACAGGCGGCAAAAUCCGCGCAUCUCGUUAUUCUAUCGAUCGGGUCAGAUGACUCUGUCGAGGUCUGAAGACAGUGGAGGCGGCACACUUGUUGAAAUUAUUAAUAUUUAUUUUUACUAGAGUUUAAAUAGCCCUAGAUUUUUAGUAGGUAUAGCCACAGCAUAAAGAAACCAGCAGUCGCACUUCAAUAAAAAUACAUUGGCUUGAAUAAGCGAGUUCGGUGCAUGUGUACUAACGCAGGCGAGGCAUUUUUGCUUAUAGCAGGGAUGCCGCUGACACUCGCUACGGUCCGCGCGGCUUUUGCCUUGGCUAGAGCCGGACUUAAACAUUUUUUUAGAUGUUAUUAUCUUGUAAAAUAAAAAUACCUACAUAGUACAAAUAUUGAUUUUUUAAUAAAAAUAAAGUUCAUACAUUAACAAAAUAUUUAAACAAAAAUAAACAUCGCAUUUUUACAUCUAACAACGACGAUAUAGAAGAAUACGUGCAGGAAGUUAAUUAGCUAUGUACCAUAAAUUUAAGAGACCAUUCUUUGAGUAAUUUUAAAACAAAAAGUUCAUAUAAGCAUAUGUCUAGAAAUUCUUAGUUCUCAAUAUACAGGGUGUUAAAAUUUAACAACAACUAAAAUAUAUGCCACUGACUUUUGCGCAAUUUUUAUUAUGUUCUGUGGAUUAUACAAAUAAAACUUUUCUGUCUCUUGAAUUUUUUUCGUAUCUUGCUUAGUUAAUAAUAAAUUCCAAAUGAAACUUUUCCCCAAAUUCCUUGUGUGAUCCAGGGAUAUGCAAUUAAGUGGCCUUUUUUUUUCUCGAAAAAUAAGCGAGAUACGAAAAAGUUGUAUUUGUAUUUGAGUAAAUCAAAUAACAUAUUAAAAAUGGCACAAAAUUGAGGUGCCCCAAUUUUUUUGCCACAAAUAUUUCUUCAGGUCCCGUUCGAGAUUACACUGGACCUAAUAAAUUUAAUCAUGUUAGGGGUAAAUUAGCUCCUUAAUGUUAUAAAUAACACCGCCAGAGAACUGGCGGACCUAUGUUCAUAUGAACUUUUUGUCUUAAAAUUACUCAACCAAUCGCCUGUUAAAUAAUUUAUGGUACAUACUUAAUUAACACCCUGUAUAGUAACGCUUUUAGAUUUUCUGACUACAUAGUAGUUUAAGGAUAACUAAUUAUACAAAUAAAGUAAUAUUUCAAAACAAAUAGACACUCUUAGGCCAAUAAAUAAAGACAAAUAGUUGGCAACAAUUCAAAACAAUUCUAACAUCUGCGAAUUUUUGUUAUAUUAUUAAGUACCAACUAAAGUAAAAAUAUACAAUUUUGCAACUCUUUUAAAUAUGGCAACACUCUUAAAAUGGCAGAAAUAUAAAUAAUGUCCUUAAAAAUCCAAAAAAAAAAUACUACAUUGCUGCAAAUUUAACUGAUGCUUAAUUAUGUUAUUUAAGCCAUACAGCCAAAUUUGCAGCUAUUAAAAACUUUGGCAAAGUCAAUUAUUUUGCUUUAUUAAUAAUUUUUGACAUACCCCUCUUUUAAUACAAAAGUUUUUAUCAAAAACGCUACGCUUUGUAAAAACGCUAUCAAAAUAGUCACUAAGUACGGCGCUGAACUAGGCGAUACACCUAUGAACACAGUUCGAUAAACAGUGAGCUCGGCAUCCGGAGAACAUGGCUGCGGCAUGGCUAAGGAUGCUAUUAGUUCGCUUACAUUUUCGAGCGGAGUGAGACUGCUGGUUUCUUUAUGCUGUGGUAUAGCUAGCGAUGUUAUAAGUGCGUUUGAUUUAGUUGAAAUACCAACUAAGAAUGCAUAUAUUUGAAUUUAAUUGCUCCGAGAUUCCGAGAUUUAAAAAAAUGUAGAUAAAUUAAAAUUAUAUUUUUUAGCAUUGUGAUGUGCCCAUAAAAAAUCUAAUAAAAAAUAGUUUUACUUACAGGAGGAUGCAGUUCGCUAAUUAUUUUUAAAACAGGACUUCAAAUAGGUAGCUGAAAAUUAUUCUUUAUUUGCAUUUUUUUAAGGAUUAGGUAUUUUAAACGACUUCGAUCUCUUCAUCGGAUGAGCCUGUAUUUACUGUAAAUUUUAAAGAAUCCAAUGCUUCAUCAAAAAGGUGAUGACUUUCGAAAUGAUGUUUUUCUAUGUCGUCUAUAUGGUUGCAAAUAUUUAUCCACUCAUCAUUCGAAAUUUCCGCAAAUUUCUCCCUUGUCAAAGUUUCGACAUCUGCCAAUUUAAAAGUGGAAUUUCUGCUUGCCACCCAAUUCUUAACAGUUGCCCAAAUUUUUUCUAUAGGAUUAAGCUCUGGGUGGUAUGGAGGCAAACGUAACACCAUGUGUCCAUGCUUUUCCAUUAGGUCGUCCAACUUGGUUUUUACAGGAUACUUUUUUUAUUUUCAGACACUAUUUCAUAUAACUCUGUCUUGGUGAGUUUUGCAUCAAAUGUAAAAUUACGUUCCUUGAGCCAGUCAACUAUUUCCUGCUUUUUACUUCCAGAUGUAACAUUCUUGACUACAGGCACAUUGUGAUAAGCUGCAUUGUCUAAUACUAGGACGGAAUUAGGUAGUAAAUUUGGAAUUAACUGAUUUUCGGCCCAUUUCCUGAAGUUGUGAUGGUUCAUGUCAUCAUGAUAGUCUCCGCUUUUUGACCCUAAAAAGAGAAUAAAAUAUUCUGGUGUUAUAUUGCAAUGUAGGGUAAGUAAAUUACUUGGGUUUUACAACUGACUGAAAUAUACUCUACUUACAUUUUAGAGUAGGUCUUCUUUUUUUAACUAUGUAGAAAUCGUACACUAUUUGUUUUAUAUCUUUAAUUUGGGUCAAAGUAAUGUUACCAAUCUUCUGAGAUUUUCUUAACCUUUUUUUCCUUGGACUGGUAAAGGAACAGGAAGGUUUAUUUUCUAUAUCUUCUGACUCUUGGACCACUCUUCUGUAAGUUGACUGGGAUACUCGAGUGGCAGCUAACGUACGUUAUCUAAAAUAAUUAUAUACUAUUAUUGUAAGUUAUUAAUACAAUAAAAAUUAAAAUUUGAAAACAUCCUACAAUAAAAUAUGAAUUUAUAUUAUUCACUUACCUAACAUUUUUCCAAGGAAUAGUAAUUCCUUGCUCGGCUUCUUUUUUACCACUAACCUUUUUGCCACGUUAGAAAUAAUCUCUCUCCCUUGGCUGUGAAUUAUUUGUCCUUGUUUGCCUACUUUCUUAGGUAACAUCUAAAAAAAAAUUAGAAAGUUAAAAAAUUUAUAUACACAUGCACACUCUAGGCUGUACAUAUAUACCUACAAGUUAAAUACCUAUUAUUUUGUCACUUAAAACCAAAGUAUACUUUAAAUAAUAUAAUUUUUAACAGUAAUUAAUUUUCAUUUAUUUUUUAAAAUUAUUAGACAAUUAAAUAAUUUAAACCAAUUUUACUUACCUUUUACAAUAAAAAUCGGAUAGUCUAACUAAAAAAACUAUAGUCUAUUUCACUAUUAUACUUUAAAAAAAAAAACACACAACAGAUUUUAAAUGCCUUAUAACACGAUUAACUCACUUCCCGUACGAGACGACACUGAGUAGGCCUUCAGGCUACGUCAUAGGCUUUAAAUCUCCGGCAGGUACAAAGAAACGAAGUACGGCGGCUGCUUUGUUCUUGCGGUUUCUUUAAUAAGAAGCGAGAGAAAAUAUAUUGCGGUCGUCUUUUCUCUCUGCCACCGAAUUUUCUAUUGAUUUUGUGUUGAAAAAUGGGUUUGUGCGCAUAUUGAGCAGCCGGUUCUUUAUAAACUUUUCUACCUAUACCAUAACAAGAAUUAGGAUCGGAUACUGCCUUAAAGGCCAAUACCUACACAGAAUUGGCAUAAGGAAUUCCCCAUUCUGCGAGUGUUGCCAAAUCGAAGACACCUAUUUUUGGAAUGCCCUAUAAAGAAAUUGGACAUAUAUGAGGAAUUGGGAAAAUUACAAUAAUUAACGUUGCCACUAAGCAUAUUCACGGUUCUAAGCAAUAUAAGCACUAAAAUCAUUAAACUUAUUUCCUGAGAAUUGCCCUGCAAAAUGUAGUAAAUAGAAGGUUGUAAAAGAUUGAUAAAGCCCAUUGAGCGCCUCGGUGUAUAGACCGCGACCAACACUAGCGUCUAGCCGGUAUAGGGAGCACCGAUCCCGAAUUCUACCGAACGGCUCAACUUGCGUGGCCGACAAUAGUAUGGUGCCAAAUUUAAAUGGCUACUGCUACUCAUAGGUACAGGCACAAAUGUAAAUAGCUCCGCACGUGCGGAGCUAUUUACAUCUGUGGUACAGGAUUGUUCCUUAUAUUUAGAGAGCGACAGAGUGGAAAAAAACUUUAAAUGCAAAUGUUGCGGGAUUUGUCCUAAAUCGCCAGAAAAUGUUUUAAAACAUAAUACAGGGGUCUGGAAAAGGUAAUAAAAUGGACACAUAACACCCCAAUAUUUUAUAUAAUAACACCCUAUAUUUUUUAUAUAAAUUAAAAGCCUCGUUUUUCCUGAUUUAAAAAUAUAUGCUAUUGGUAAAAUAUUCAUAUUUACUUAAAAUUUAAAAAAGAAACAGUUAAUAAAAUCUCAGUUGCUAUGAUUAAUGAUGGUCAAUAAAUAAAUUAACUGUAAUUUUUAACCAUAGUGACGUCUGAAUUAAUUAUAGCAACGGAGAUUUUAUUAAACUGUUUAGAAUAUUCUUCUUACAUUUUAGGUAUAAAUAUUUUACUAAAAUGUCAGCAUAUUAUAAAUUUUUGAAAUCAGGAAAAAAGGGGCUUUUAAUUUAUAUAAAACUAUAAAGGGUGUUUAUAGUUUUAUAUAAAUUAAACUUAUAUAUUUUUAAUCCCCAUGAUAUUGCAGAAAUAAAAGAUAACUAAAUGUAAAAAUAAAUUAAAUAUAUUCAUUUGUUGACAUAUACUUUUAACUAUCUACAUACAGGGUGUCUCAUUUAAUAGUGUAACAGCGUAAUCAUUAUUUUGCUUUUUGACUGAUUUAAAUCAAACUGGUCUCAAAAGAUAGAGGUAGCCGAGGUCUAUUUAAAUAUUGAAAACCAGUUCGAUGCAUCUUCGAUGCUAAAUUGGGUGAAGAACAACGAAAAAUCAUAGUAGGCAUUUUUUAUUGAAAAGAAGGAAAUCCUUAAUAACAUAAAUAACAUAAAAUAACAUAAAUAACAUAAAAUAAACUGGAAAUCCUUUAGUAAUUUUUUUAAAAUCACUUUAUAAUUAUUACAAAUCAAAUUAAUAAAUAGUCAAACGAAUAGAUUUAAAGUCUUAGACACAAGCAAGUCCUACUACGAAAUAACGAAAAGUUCAAAAGAACUUCAAACAUCAAAUUAUUGUGGUUAUGUUUACACUUUACUGGCGUCAUACGGUUGCCGUGUUCGGGAUCAAGGCUCCCGAUACAGGCUAGACGCUAGUGCGACCAACAGGACAGACUACACAGUCCGGAUGACGAAAGAUUACAGAACUAACGGGGGAGGGUAAUAAUAGCGAAUUUUAUUGGAGAAAAAAUGUAGCAUGAGUGCAGAACCAGGGCAAAAUUUACAAACCAUUGGUGUAAUUAGUGCAGGUUUGUGUAAUCCAUUGGGGCACCAAGGUGGCACUUUUUGCCCUGAGUGCACCCAGUUCCGCACGAGCUAUGGGUGGUUGUACCGUUCUAGUUCCUACCCCGGAAGUAGAAAACAUGGCGGUUAUUAUUUAGGGAAUUUAAUAAAUAAUUGCAUAUAAGCAAAACUAAAUUUUAAGGGAAUGUAACGUAAAACAUAACCUCAACUAACAACAGCCAAUUUUUUAAUUUUCUCCUCAAGGCUAAAUCCAAAAACCAUUGGCAACGGUUUUUUGCCUGAACCGAACCAGUGUUGGUGCCGCCCUAGUGCCACAAUUUUUUUUUCCAAUGGAAUUCGCUGUUAAUAUACAAAUAGCGCUGGCUAAUUGCGACACCAUACAGAAGCCAAGAACUCAAGACUGAACUGAACUGAAUUUUUCUAACAAAUGGAUUACAGAAUGACACAAGGGAACACCCCAUUCAAUCCUGGUGUAUCAGGGAUCGCAAGAUCUUUUAGCUAGUACUCGGUUGCUUUUGUACUACUACUUGCCGGUACAACACAUCGGAUCUGUGGUCAAUUUUUGUGAAAUAGGGCCCGUGCCUAUAGGGGGAGUGGGGCAUAGCGGAAUGAUAUUUCUUUUUUUUUUUAGUUGGCGAUCUUAAUAUUUAAAAAGAAGGUGUAAAAAUGCUGUCAAUCAAAAGUUUAGACUCUUCUUUAAAAAGGACAGUGAUAAAAUAUAUCUAAGGUGAACGGUUUUUGUUAAAAAAAAAUUUAAAAAAAAAAAAACCAUUCUACUUUGCCCCUUCGGUGGGGUAAAGUGGAAUACUAUACGGGGCAAAGUGAAAUGGAAAAUUUUUUCAAUAAAAGUCGCAUAUAAAAGCAUUUUUAGGCGUUAAAAAAGUUAACAUAUUUUAUUCACAAAAGUCGCAUAUAAAAGCAUUUUUAGAGUGUAUAUCAUAGGCAGUACAUUGUUCAUGAGCCCAUUUUUCGCAGCGACUGCAGGAUAUCCAGCUUUCUCCAGAACUGGAUUUAAGGAAUUCACCAUCGCAAAAAAUACAUCUUGUAUCAUCAUCAUUUUGAACACCUUAGGCAGAAACGUGUUCUACCCUUUUGCGUUUACUUUGACGAUGUUCCGGGUCUUUCUUUUUGCUUUCAAAAACUUUUUUUUUUACAGUAACUAACUUCAUGGGAGUUGGACUGUUUUUUUCUAGCAGUUCAUGAUAAUACGGAUUUGCGGUUAACACUGCAAUUUUUCCUCUGUUACGUGUUGUUGGUUUCUGUUUACUAGUCUGCUGCACCUGGGGUACCGGUAUAAUGUCACGGGGACUGCAAAUUUGGUUUUCAGUCAAAAGACCUAUCUCCUCUAGAAGAAUGAAUUGAUAACAAAGGGACUGGUUCCACUACUACUUUUGGGAAACAUGGGGGCAUUUUGCCUACAUGCUGCAAGAAGGAAGAGCUUUUUUAUCUUUUUCAGUUAUUUUUAACACAAAAUCUUUAUCGGAAGCUGGUACUGCUACUAUUUUCGACGAACAUGAUGGUAUUUCGUCUUCAACGUCUUUGCUGCAGGAAGGAAUGGCUUUUUUAUCACCUUGCUUAGCAGUUCCUUUUAACAAUAUAUGAGGAAUAUUAUCAUCGGAUGACGAGUCUUCGUUUUACGGAGCAAGUCUGUAAAAUAACAAAUUUAUGUUAGGUAUAAAAUAAACUGUCAAAAUUGAUACCUACCUAUUAGUUGUUUCACUUGCUGCAAAAGCUUCGUCAGGGAAAAUAUGUGGAUUAACAGGCCAAAUGCCUGUUUUUGCAAACCCGCUAAUGGCAUUCUGCGCAGUUGAGGCCCUUAGGAACGCUUUCCCAAACAAUUGUCCAACUUGUCGUAUUGUUAUUGGUCUUCCAGGAUGAUUUCGUAACGAAAGUUCACAUUCCUGCGUGUAAAAGGUGCUGAGAGGAAACAUGAAUGAAAGGUCAAGUGGCUGAAGGCGAUGGCUGGUAUGUGGAGAUAGGCAAAUAAUAUGAACAUGAUUUUUUCUAGCUGUUUCAAGUAAAGCAAUAUUGUUUGUAUGGGUUGCGUGACCAUCAAGAAUUAGUAAGAUUGGUUGAUCAGCAGUUGGUUUGAAAUGUCGUAAAAAGUGAUCGAACCAUGUUGGGCAAAAUAUGUCUGUGUUUAUCCAUCCUGAAGGAUGGCAUACAAGUUUUGUAUCAGGCGGUGUCUCCUCUAACAAUUCUAAAUUUUCUCUUACUCUUGGAAAUAUCAUUAAUGGGGGAAUAUAUCUCCCUGCUGCAUUAAAACAAAUGACUGACCUAGUUGUCGUCACCCUUUCUGCGGAACUAUAAUUGCCUUUAGACAAAUCAAGUGCAAUCACUUUUGACGGUUUGUUUGGAACCGUUGUGAUUCCUGUCUUGUCCACAUUAUAAAUUUGGCUUGGCGAGAAUUUGUAGCGAUCAUAUAGUUCAAUGAGCAGGCUAAAAAAGGCAGAAACGGUAUGCCGGUUAAAGGCCGUAGCUCUAGCGAUUGAGAUUUUUUCGGGAGUUCGCAGAGAAAGCCUUGAGUUCCGCUUUAAAAAGGCUAAAACCCAAUCUUUUCCCGCCUUUCCUUUCUCAUUAUUAAAUGGAUGGCUUACCCGUUCCUUACAGCGAACUGAUAGGCUAGAUGCCUUAAGUCUGAUAUGCUUAAGCCAAAGUAUCUGCUCUCCAUAAACAGACAGUGUUCAGCAAGCUGUUGCUCUUGUUGUGGUGUAAAACAACGAGUAAAUCUGCCCAAACUUUUUCUUGAAGCUUCCUCGGACGCGCAGUUUUUUUUAGCUCUUCGAAACAAUGUUGUUUGUGGCACAUUAUAGCUAAGAGCUGCCUGCUCAUAGCUCAAACGAUUUGCUCGAACUGCUGUAAUAGCGUUGACCAUAUCUUCCUCAUCCCAAACAUGUUGUGUGGAUUUACGGACAUAAUUCCUAACCAUUUUUGUCGGACCUCUAAAAAAAAUAGGAAUAAAAAAUAAACUUAUGCAUUCGAAUGAAUCUAGUUUAAAUAUUGUUUUUCUAAUAGAAUGCAUUCCAGUUUGCCCCUUUUGACAUUUUCCACUUUGCCCCAUUCGGUAUCUUUUUAGUAAAUGUUUGUUUUUUUUAACAACUGUGAUUCGAUCCAUCUAUAUUAUUUAGUACACUUAGUUAUAUGUCCUACCUUGAAAAUAGCUGCUACAGUUUUUGUUAAAAUAUUACAAUCCAGAUUUUAGCACAAAUUUAUCACCUUAAGAAAUAAACAAAUAUCCACCAGUUUCACAUAACGUCAAAAAUCUAAACAGCACAUAGUGUUCACCGCUUGACGUACUGAAAUGAACAGCUAAUUUACCACGUGUUUUGGGCAAUGACUUAUCAAUGCGACGUUGCCAUAUGUAUAAUUCCACUUUGCCCCACUCUCCCCUACUAGAAAAUAAGAUAGCGGAUCAUAUUUUGAGCAUUAAAAAUAAAUGAAAUAUUGAAACGAAUUUGCUCCACAAUAGAGGGUCUAAUUCUGACAAUUGGCCAGCCAUCUGCAUGAAUGAUAACAAUAUAAAAUACGGGACAGUAACUAGGCGUAUUUUUAAAAGGACCUGAAUCAUGUAUGUAAUUUUAUUUAAGCAUCAAUGUAUUUUAUUUCAACUCUACAAUUAUUUUUCACGUUUCAAAUCCUGUCUCUGUUCCUCUCAGUUAACGUAGUAGAUACUUGGAAUUCGUGGUAUUUGAUUAAAAAUAUUAGACAAAACAAAAUAAUCUUUAGAACUUAGAUAUCAAAUGUAACUUGCCCUAUAUUACCGAUUAUGUGCGAAAUUUGGGUAUUUAUUGGAAAAAAUGCAAAGGUUACAAUAAAAAAUUUAAAAACGGAUUUUGACCUAUACAUGUCCCACUUAAAAUGUUUACAUAUACGUCAGCUAUCAUCCCCUUAAAGUGUUGCACCUACCUUCCGGACACCCUGUAUAAUAAUAAAAGCUACAAACAACUAAAAAUUAAGCAUGAAGUCUCAGUCCCAAGAAAAGUAUUAAAAACAGGUUGGAUGUUUCGGUUUAAAUAAAUUAUUAGAACUGAACUGUGUAACACAGCUACAAGAUACACGCAAUGCACAACUUGGUUUAUAAAUUGUAUUAUAUAAUUGUAAUUUAUAUAUAUUUUAAUAAGAAACAAUUUAUGAAACUGUCAAUAAAUAUUAGACUAUAAACCAUAGCCAUGCAUUGUAAUUAAUUUAGGAGGCUGGUGAUAUUUGUGCCUCAAAACUCUAGUCUUAUUAAAUGAAGUUCUACUAGUUAAAUAAUUGUAGUUCUUUUAUUUAUAAGUGAUAUAUUGUGUUAUAUGCAUUGCUAUUUAUAGUAUUCAAAAAAAGUAUUAUGAUUAAUUGAAGUAUAUUGAAAAAAAUCUCGAAAGUGGACUGUCUUUUUUUCAUGAACGUUCAUUUUCACGUUAAAUAUUUUUUCGGAAAUGAUAGAAAAGUUUUCGUAUCAGUUAUUUUAACAGUGCGUUAAUUUUUAUCUACGAAAAAUGAUAAAAUAGAGAAAUAUUAAUACAGUAGAAUUCCUCUUAACCGGUCACCUCGGGACUGCAUACCUGGCCGGUUAAUCCGAAGUGUACUUAUAUAUAUGUACAUAAUACAUAUUAUAUUAUGUUCAUUAUCUAUGUUAUGUACAUAUGUUUAUGUAUUGAAGAGAGUAUUACACAUAUACAUGAACAUAAUAAAUAUAAAAUAAUGGAGAAAUAUUCUUUAUAUAGUUAUGUAUUUCAUAUUUACAUACAUGAAGGUGCUACAUCAACAAAUAUACAUAUGUAUGUAAGUUUAAUAUGUAAUUAUUUUUUGAAAAAGUCUGUGUGUGAUUUUCUUCUGUUUUUUAACCUUCAGUGAAUUUCUGAAUGCGAUAUCCCUCCAUUUUCUAAUCACCAAAACGUCUAAUGCUGUUGACUCAUGUUGCUGCUCAAUGUAUUUUAAUGCAAGUUCCAUUACAUUUUUGGCUUCUUUAUGAGAAAUCGUUUUUUCCUCUUCAAUGUCACUACUCUCAUCAUAUUCCUCUGGUUCUUUCAUUGCUAAAUUUAUGAUUUCUUCAUCAUUCAAAAAUUCAUUUUCAAGGUGAUCGUCACAAUUUAUCAUCCAAUUGUCCACUUCUUCUGGUUGCAAUGCUUCGUUACCCGUUAACUUUUGAAGGUCUUGUAGAGUGGAUUUGUUUUCUUCUUCUUCAGUCCCUGCAAUAUUCAAGAUCGCAACUAGAUUCUCAACUUCUGGCCAAAGUUUUCUCCCAAGAUUUAUUUAACGUUGAAGAGGGCAUUUCCUGAAAUGCUGUAGCUAACAUAUAGAUAACGUCCUUGAUAUUGAUCUUUUUUAUGACUUCUAAAAGACCUUUGUCUUCACUCUCCGAGUGUUGCAGAAUUUCAGAAACAGGUUUACGCCUGUAUCGUCUUUUUAAGCUUUCGAUCACUCCUUGGUCCAUUGGUUGCACUAAGCUUGUCACAUUAGGAGGAAGAUAAACUAAUUUUAUGUCAUCUACAUCGCAGUCAUGAGGAUGGGUUGGAGCAUUAUCUAACACUAGAACUGCUUUGAUAGGCAAAUUAACACUUUUUAAAUGUUUUUUAACUCUUGGAACCAACUCUAAAUUAAACCACUCUUUAAACAGGUCCGAAUUCAUCCACGCUGAUUUUUGUGACUUAUAAUAGACCGGAAGGGACGAUGGAUUCAAGUUUUUGAAUGCCCGUGAUUUAGCAGACUUGCCAAUAACGAAAAGAGGAAUUUUAUGAGUUCCCGCUGCAUUCGAACAAACGGCCACUGUAAUACGUUCUUCGUUCUUUUUAAAGCCAGAGGCAGACUGUUCAUGACUGCCUAGAAAAGUUUUUUCUGGUAACAUUGUAAUGUUUAGCCCGGUCUCGUCCAUACUAUAGACUUGUUCUGGAGAUAAUUCCUCUGUUUUAACCAUUUCACCAAACUUAGUCUUGAAUUCUGUCGCACCUGAAGUAUCAGCAGACAGUUUUUCUCCACUUACAUGUGCGAAAUGAAUUCCGUGUCGCUUUUUCCAUCGAUUAAGCCAACCAUCACUUGCCACAAAUUCGCCUCCAUUAUUAAUCUUCUGGUGGAUAGCCAGAGCUUUUUCUUUCAAAAUUGGACCGCCAAUCGGUGUACCUCUUCGACGUUCCUGAAGAAACCAGAUCCACAAAGGUUCAUCGACGACCUCGCAAAUCGGUUUUUUUCUCGUACAACGGCUGCCCAGAUUCUUAUCAGAUUCGAACAAAACUUCUCAAUCGAAUGCCUAUCUCUUCGCCAGUCAUUUACAGUGCUUUUUCCAACAUUAAAUUCUGCACAGAUUUUCGCCACACAUUCACCAUUAUCAAUCCACUUCAACACUUUUAAACGUGUAUCCAUCGAAACCACAAUUCUUUUGAGCUUUGCACUGCAGUGGACUCCUUACACUUCAGAGCCGUGGGUGUAUAAUUUUAUAAAUAAACAGUCAUCAGUUCAGGUAAAGUUUUAUUAACGAAAAUUAAUUUAAGGUAAUCCUUAAAACUAUGAGCGUCUCAACUGUAAUUCUAACACUAACCUUACAAGUCCCAAGUCAUUGUUUUAUCUCACUCUCACUUUCCUCCAGGCUCCCAGGUUUAACUCCCAAAGAAAAUAGAUGUGCUAAGCCAAUAACGCCAAUCUCGAACCAACGACGAGUUUAUAUUUUAAUGACGGCGACGCCUUCUAUAUUUCCCCGAGUCUCAAACCAGUUUACAAGCAGGUGAACAACCCAAAAACAGUUGGGUCCCUGACGCGAAACCUCUCGCAGUCAACAGCUUUCUGCCCGUUCCCCUCCCAGCUCGUCGUCUCUCGAUCGUAUCUCGCUCUCCUUCCCCGAACACUCGCAACAUAUCCGAUAAUUAGGGACAUAUGUUACAUAGCCCCCCUAUUGAAUUGCAAUCUACCCUGAACCAAUUCAAUACCAUCAAUAUGUCACCAAACUCUUACUCUUAAAUUAAAACUUUCUUUACCCGGGUUGUUUGUUACCUAGAGGACUACACGAGAGGACACUGCGAUACGCGCACUACGACACAUUUUACCUUCUCACUGCACUAAUCUAACCUAUUCCUUAAUCUACUUUUUACUAGUUUAACAAGUUAACUUAAUAUCUAAAUUUCCUCAACAAUAUUGUGGAAGGGCCUUAAAUUAAAAACAUUUUGAAUAGACUUGUCUCCGAAUUCAUUUUCGACCUCGUAGGAGUUUGGACCCCUGAUUCUUAUAACUGUAUAGGGCCCUUCAAACAACAAGAACAUUUUCUUGAUAGUGCGAUUUUCUGCUGAGGAAAUAGGGUGAGUCCUAACCAAAACACGGUCACCCACCUUAAACGUUAUUAUAUUUUUACCCCUCUCAUGUCGAAUCUUCCUUUUUUCUGCCUUUGUUUUUAGCCGGUUUAGAGCUAGCUCUAAUUUUUGUUCUCUGCUUUGGGUAAUUCUGUUCGCUGGAUAAUCAAAAAGCUUUAAAAAUAAAUUUUCUUUUUCCCUUCCAAAAUGCAAAACAUUCGGACUGUACCCGGUACAACCAUGAAUCACAUUAUUAAGGUAUGACUCAAUUUGAUCUAAUACACAUGCCCAUUUGGUGUGCCUAUCAUGGCACAACAAUCUCAACAACCGACCGAUCUCUCUAUUUACCCUUUCCGUCUGGUUUCCUUGCGGAUAAUACACGGACGUAUGAGAAACCUUAAUAUCUUUCUCCCUUAGCGCUUUUAACCAGGACUUGCUCGUAAACUGUGUUCCGUUAUCCGAUAAUAAAACCUUAGGUUUACCUAUAAUUUCAAUAUAGUUGUUCAAACAACGUAAAAUGGUAAACGUAGUUGCUCUUUUUAAAGACUCUAAAUAGACAUGUUUACUAAAAGCGUCUACAAACGCGAGUAAAAACACGGCCCCUCCUCUAGACACAGGCAGAGGUCCCAUCAAAUCGACACAUACAACCUCAUUUAUACCUUCGGGCACCACACUAUGCAUCUCUCCCCUCAAAUGUGAGAAAAUUUUUGUCUUUUGACAUUUCAAACAUCCUACCAAUAUCUUUCUAAUUGUAGCUCGCAUUCUGGGAAAAUAGCAAUAUUGACUUAAAUCAAGGAAACACUUUUCCGCCCCAAAAUGACCAUUUUCAUCAUGAUGCCAUUUUACUAAAUUAAUAAUGUUAGUUUUCGGUAUAUAGAUUUUAAAACCCGGGUUAAUUUCAGUACCUUUUCUAAAUAGGAAGUUAUUAUGAACUACAUACCACUCUCUAUAUCUUGGCAAUGGAUCAGUCUUUCCUAACUCAGAACAGAUAAACCUACAGUACUCAUCAUUUCUUUGAGCAUCCAACAGCUUUUUCAUAUCUACCUGUGCAGAUUUUAGUAAUUCACUCCUUAGCACCCUAGCCACUUCAUACUCCUUAGAUUCAAACACCGGAUUUUUGCGUAAAUCUUUUAGCUGUGCUCUAUCUAUCGGAUUUCUUGACAACAAGUCGGCCAACCUAUUUUCUGAGCCCUUACAAUAUUCAACCUGGAUAUCAUACUCUUGGACAUAGAGCAUCCAGCGAGUUAAACGGGAAUUUACCAGUUUACAUGACUUUGAAAAUGACAAGGCCUUAUGAUCACUGAUUACGGUCAACGGCCGCCCGAGAACAAACACCCGCCAUUUUUUUAGACAAUAUACUACACCCAACAUUUCCUUUUCCGACACUGAAUACCUAAUCUCUGGACCUCUUAAACUUCUACUACUGAAAGCCACAAUCCCCUUUUCGCCAUCAUCACAUAGUUGAAACAAACACCCCCCAAUCGCAAAAUUCGAAGCAUCUGUUUGAAUAAAGAACAUCUUUGCCAUAUCUGGAUGUUUCAACAUCACAACAUCUAGAAAUGCUCGCUUUACGUUUUCAAAAGCAUCUUGGCACUUCAAACACCAUUUCCACGAAUAUCCCUUUUUAAGAAGAUUUAAAAGUGGUGUGCAUAAAUGUGCAAACUUAUCGCAGAAUCUCCUAUCAAAAUUUACAACCCCUAAAAAAGAUUUUAGCUGCUUAACAUUCACAGGUGUAGGAAACUCCUGAAUUGCAGAAAUUUUUUCCGGGUCCAUUUCUACUCCCGAAGACGAAAUAAUAUGUCCUAAAAAUAUUACCCAUUUUCUAGCAAAACUACACUUUCGAAGCUUAACUGUAACCCCAGCGCUUUGAAACUUUUGAAAAAUUAUCUCUAAAUGUUUUAAAUGUUCAGCUGCAUUCUGGGAAUAAACUAACAAAUCAUCAACGUAUGGAAUAAUAAAACCGUCAACCUCCGAUGUUAAAACCCGCUUUAACGCCCUUAUAAAACUUCCAACCGAGGUGGAAAAACCAAAAGGCAAAACCUUAAAAAUAUAGGUCUGACCCUCAAAUGAAAAUCCUGCAUACUUUUGAUGGUCCUUUCUUAUGGGAACUUGCCAAUAAGACGCAGUUAAAUCAAUGGUACUAAGACACUGGUUGGCUGGAAAAUUAUAAAUUAACUCCGAAGGGUUAGGAGGCGUGACAUGAUCCCUUGCCAUCCUCCGAUUUAAAAAAGUCGCAUCCAUGCAUACCCUAAUAGAAUUAUCUUUCUUUCUUACAACUGUUAAAGGGCUCACAUAUUCGGUACGCCUCUCUUCUAUUACAUCCCAAUCCACCAUUUCCUUUAUUUGCCGUUUUACCUCUCCACGAAAGGCGUGGGGAAUGGGGUAUGGCUUUAUAUAAAAAGGUGAGUAGUCAUUAAGAAUAAUUUCAUGUUCAUAAGUCGUCAACCUUCCUGGUUGAUCAGAAAAUAUUUUUUUGUAUUUUAAAAGCAAUGAACAUAACUCUUUUUUUUUCCGGUUCGAGAAACACUUCUGACUUAAAGGCGGUACUAUACAUAUCCUCUUCGGAAUAUUUGUUGCAAUUCUUUAAGUUGCUUAAACAUACCUCUUCCGAUAUUUCGCUAACAGUUAAAUCAAGACUCUGGCCCUUCUCUGAAAGAAAUGGAAUUUCGACGACAUUCCCAUUAAAAGAUCCCUGUAUCAUAGAUCCGCCAAAAUCUAUUUUAAUUGCAAAAUCUUGCAUCCAAUCCGACCCCAGUAUUAAUUUUCUAGUUAAAUUUGGAAUAACUAGACAAGCAUACUCAAAUUCUAAUUCCCUUAUUUUAAAUUUAAGAAAAACUUGCUCCCUUACUUUUACAUUUUUAUUUCCCCAAGCGCCAACUAAAGUAGCGCAACGUGCAGGGAUUUUUGGGAGAAGUGAGUUUUCUUGAAGUAAAACUUGUAACAAACUAUCUGAAAUUCCCGUGACCUGGGAACCCGAAUCCACCAAACCAGUUACCACAUGUCCCUCAACUUCCAGACGUACUGUGGGUGACGUCAUCAUUUUCGGAGUAUUGCUCUCUUCUCACUCAACAAAUCUUCGGACAUGUCCCUGUUAAAAAUUGUAUUUAUUGUACCGGAAUGUUCAUUUCGAUUUUCAGGGGGCCGAUUGUCUGAUCGAUUAUUCCUACGAGACUCGGUCCUAUCCUGAAAAUUAUUCGAUCGGUAUGCUGAAUUUCCCGAACUUCUAUUAAACCCGACUCUUUCCCCUUGGGAAACCCCGUUAUUGGGUUCGUAAGUAGAAUCAACCCGCCUUAAAUAAAUCUCUACCUCAUCUAUCGUCUUUAAACCCGAAUUUAAAAUGCCACGCUUUAUUUCAGGUGAAAUAUGUCCCACAAUCAUAUCACCGGCUUCUUGAAACAAAUUAUUUAAUUUUUUUAUAAAGACAACCGGGUGCAAUGAACCACCUGGUGAAAAGAACAAAUUUUGCCCCCCUAAAUCUUUCCAAACCGAAAUAUACCCUCUGUUAAAGGAAGAUUCGUGACAUGUUGAGCCCUGAGAGACAUUUAACUGAUUCAACUCCUCUGUAUUUUGCUUAGGUUCGCCCGAAUCUGUUUUUAAACUUAGACUCAUAUUAGCAAAAUUCUGAUCCAAGUUUUUACAAAUACUACUACUUAAAUCUCGUUGAAAAUUUUGGAAACAAGCCCUCAAAGCAUCCGUAAUACCCCUGCUUAAAUUCUCUACAACAUCAGACAAUAAUCUAGGGUUAUUGCCCUCGGUAUCGCCCUCAUCCUCAGCUACCCCAGACAAAUCUGAACGCGACAUUUCUACAAUACACUUUUCUAUUCUAGACAUGCAAAAUUAAACUAUUUUUUUUUAUAGGUAUUACAGGUAGACACUUUUAGCAGCGAAAAUAACUGUACAUAAAAUAAAUUGUAUGACAACAAUAACCUCAAACUGUUUAUUUUGGAAAAAACUGCCUCUAGUUGAGCGCCAAAUGCAGUGGACUCCUUACACUUCAGAGCCGUGGGUGUAUAAUUUUAUAAAUAAACAGUCAUCAGUUCUGGUAAAGUUUUAUUAACGAAAACUAAUUUAAGGUAAUCCUUAAAACUUUGAGCGUCUCAACUGUAAUUCUAACACUAACCUUACAAGUCCCAAGUCAUUGUUUUAUCUCACUCUCCUCCAGGCUCCCAGGUUUAACUCCCAAAGAAAUAGAUGUGCUAAGCCAAUAACGCCAAUCUCGAACCAACGACGAGUUUAUAUUUUAAUGACGGCGACGCCUUCUAUAUUUCCCCGAGUCUCAAACCAGUUUACAAGCAGGUGAACAUCCCAAAAACAGUUGGGUCCCUGACGCGAAACCUCUCGCAGUCAACAGCUUUCUGCCCGUUCCCCUCCCAGCUCGUCGUCUCUCGAUCGUAUCUCGCUCUCCUUCCCCGAACACUCGCAACAUACGGCGCAACCAUUUUGUCGCUGUAUCCGAUAAUUAGGGGACAUAUGUUACAGCACUCAUUGUUAAGGAAAUAGUUAUGUUUUGUACGUACCCACAGCAAGAACAAACCAAACUGAUCAAAACGACAAAAUAAUCCUAUCCAACAUCGUUUAUAGUUCAGUUCACAGGGAUCUCUCCGUAAAAACGGGGAAAUCCCAGCCGAAUCGCCUCGCCGGUGAAUUUCUUGGAAAAUAUUGCGUUGCGUUCGGCUGUUGUAAACAGGCCGGUUAAUCCGUCGACCGGUUAAUCCGAAGCCGGUUAAGAGGAAUUGUACUGAUUAAGAACACACUUUCUGCAUUAUUAAGUAAAGAAGAAAAACUUGCACAACCACUUAGAAAAUAAUAAAUUUAAUGAAUACCUACUCCCUACAAGUAUCAUAAUAUGCUAAAAGUGUGUUAUAAGUUUGUGAUUCCAUCGCUUUUGGUAUUUUUUAUAUUUUUAUUAUAUAUUUUAAAUUUUAUUACCUGUCAUAUUUUGAAUACACGAGUAAUUAAAAUAUAAAAUAUAUGCCUGUGAUAUUAAUAUUGUAAACGUAUAAAAUAUAUUAUUUCAAUGAGCAA
Messenger RNA from Anthonomus grandis grandis, 21290 nucleotides. Its product is annotated as post-GPI attachment to proteins factor 6. Bases 160 to 2667 code for a protein of 835 amino acids. Gene Ontology annotation, cellular component: plasma membrane. NCBI's taxonomy places the organism in Eukaryota, Metazoa, Arthropoda, Insecta, Coleoptera, Curculionidae. The transcript is spliced from 4 exons. The record is from RefSeq and is a predicted model, not a curated record.